Anolis sagrei ordinatus is the source of this 7681-nucleotide messenger RNA. Its product is annotated as probable G-protein coupled receptor 146. Lineage: Eukaryota; Metazoa; Chordata; Lepidosauria; Squamata; Anolidae. Gene Ontology annotation, cellular component: membrane. The record is from RefSeq and is a predicted model, not a curated record. Gene Ontology annotation, biological process: G protein-coupled receptor signaling pathway. Gene Ontology annotation, molecular function: G protein-coupled receptor activity.
UGCCAAAUGACUGUAGCUGUUCAGAGAGGGAAGAGACAGAGAAGCUCUCUUAACAUUGCUCCGCUCUCUCUUCCCACAGCCUCAUUUAUGCCACUUUCCAAACAUCUCAACUGGAAAAGGGACAGGAGCGCUGAAUGUCUCUCUUUGUUUGUUUGCCGGUUCAAACACUAUAAGGUCUGCAGCCAUGUUCGCCCCAGAAAAGGCAUUUCUUUCUUUCUUUUUUUAGGCUGUGGGUAAAAGCAGCCUGGGCUCAGCAGGGCUGGAGUAUUAGGGGAGGGGAAGGCAGCAGCAGCAGAGAGAGAGAGAAUCUGAUGUUUUUUCCGAGGUCCUUUGCUGGAGAAGGAAACAGGAACGCAGCCUCCGCCAAUGAAAGGAGCAGAAGUACCACAGAGAGUAGGCAGGUUGCCAAGCAAGCUCGGCAGCGUGACCGAGCUGCAUUGAGUUUCUCUAAUGAAAGCCAGGAAAGAACACAUUACACAGUGUUUCUUCAGAGAGCUAAGCUAGCCUCCAGUGAUUGAAAUCAAUAAAAACAGUCGGCAAGGGGCCCAAGUGGGGAGAGAACCAAACCUCAGCUUCAGCCUCCCCUUUGCUUUCUACUUCCUUCUUUUCCUUAAAAGUUGAACUUUCAAUAAAAACCACACCACUACUCCUUGUAGAACUCCAAGGACUUAUAUCUUUGGGUCCACGGCCUUGGUGAGUGGACUGCUGUUUCAAGCUUCUUUCAGUUCUCUUUUCCAGCAUGAAAGGAAUGAAAGGAUUGUUUUGAACGUGAAGCCUGCCUAAGAGGACACCUCCGGACAAGUGCCUGAGCUGACGUUUAGGAAGGAAGGAGAGGAAGCGGGACACAGAGGAGAUGAAGUUUACAGCAGGACAACAUUCAAGGUGAUGAAAGAAGAAGGAAAACAUGGGAAUUUAUUCAGCAGAAAUCCCUCUGUCUGGAGAGAAUGUCAGCUGCUGCCUGAAAGUCUGAAACCCUUGAAGAGAGACAGCCUGGGAGGAAGACUGCUGGAAAGCAGAGAGGGAAAAAGAAGUUCUGAAAUGAGACACCAGCGCUUGGGCUGAACUUGCACAGAAAAAGUUCCCAUUGGAGGAGCACAAUGUAGUUUUGCCUGCAAUGAAGACCUGCAUGGACUGAGGCCGGGCACCAGAAAAGCUGGUAACCAGCAAACCUCUCCACACAUUUUAAUUUCACUAUGUGGAGCUGUGAUGCUUUCAAUGGUACCAAAACCACAGAGGACCAGCAUCUCUGCCAUGACUUCCACCUCGUGCUUUCCAUCUUUUCAUUGCUCUACCUCAUCAUCUGUUUCCCCAUUGGCCUUUGCUACAAUGCCCUGCUGGUCUUGGUCAACCUCUACAACAAAGCAACGAUGACCAUGCCAGAUGUUUACUUUGUCAAUAUAGCCAUUGCUGGCCUCAUCAUCAGCGCCAUUGCGCCCAUGUACCUUCUGGGACCUGCCAGUACCAAAUGGGCCAUCUGGAGUUUCAAUAAUGAAGUCUACAUCACCUUGCUGAUUUUAUUCAAUGUGUCAUCUUUGGUGAUAAUGUACUCUACCACCCUACUCAGUUUGGACUACUACAUUGAGCGUGCGCUGCCAAGAACGUACAUGUCAAGUGUGUACAACACCAAGCACGUGUGUGGAUUCAUAUGGGGAGGAGCCAUGCUGACAAGUUUCUCAUCUCUCCUCUUUUACGUCUGCAAUCAUGUAUCCACUAAAAUAAUUGAAUGCUCCAAGAUGCAGAACAAAGAAGCGGCAGACGCCAUCAUGGUUUUUAUUGGGUACAUCGUUCCCGCCAUUGCAGUGUUGUACGCACUUGUGUUGAUUCUGCGAAUACGCAAGGAGGCGACGCCACUGGACCAAGACACUGGAAGAUUGGAUCCGUCAGUGCACCGGCUUUUGAUUGCCACCGUGUGCACACAGUUCACUUUAUGGACGCCCUAUUACAUCACACUUCUAGUAAAUACUUUAACAAGCAUGCAAGGAAAAGUUAUGGACGAAAACUACGUCCGAGCAUUACAUUUUACCAAGGGAGUGUCAAAAUUCCUGGCUUUUUCUAGCAGCUUUGUCAUGCCCCUCCUCUACCGAUACAUCAACAAAAACUUUCCAAACAAAUUGCGAAGGCUGCUUAAGAAACUGCAUUGUGGGAACCAAGGGUGCUCUCAUGAACGCACAGUCGUUCAACAAGUCAUAACGUAGGAAUGAAUGGAUGCUGUGUGCCAAGCUUAUUCUCCAAGACACUCUUGUGUGGAGGCCACUUUGCCAGGAUAUUGGAAAAAAGAGACAGUUUUAAUACACACAGGUAGUAAAGAUGUGUGGAAAACUCUACUGAGAAUCUGUCUGUGGGUUAAAACUGUUUUGAUUUGUGAGAUUUUCAAUGCACUGAUUCAGUCACACAGUAUAAGCGUUGUUCUGAUAAUCCUGUCUGGAGAAAAUCACUAGAGGGCCCACUGAAGGCUUUGACUGAACAUUUAGCACUUUGUAAUCCUGUAGAGUUAAAAAAAGAGGUAUUUUUAUAUAAAAUAAUAUGAUUUUUAAUUUUACGAAGUAGUUUUAAUUCAAGGUGAGGACAGCACCUUUUUAGUUAAGAUCAUCUCAUACUGGUUAAAUCGUGUAAGGAUCUAAACAAUGAAGUACCAAGGGUAAAUUUACUUUAAUAUUUAAUUACAUCUUCUCCAUAAUUUUGCAAUACUUUGAUUUAAAAGAAACAAUUAUUUGAAUUCUAAAAUUGUUUGCAGAUUUAGUUUUGUUUUAAUGUAUUCAUAUUUUUCUACAUUUAACAAUGAACCAAAAAAGUCCCAAUUUAUCUGCUAUUCAUACUUGGCAUUACAAAACAUUUCAGUCAGUCAUAAGUAGCCACUUUGAAAGGAAAAACUUCCUUUACAUAUUAAAAUGAAGGAAUGCGCCGAUAAGUUUUAAGGUGAAUAUUAGCAACCACAGAGUUAAAAGUAUCUUUAUUGCUGUUAUGGUCCAGAAAUAUUCAUGCAGAUAUACUGCAUUCUUUUAAUGAUUGAAUAAAUAUGCUUGCAGUUUUCAAGGUAUUAUUACCUUUGUAGUGGGAAAGAGAUAACUUCAAAUGUUUUCAAAAAAUUGUAAUAUGUGGUCUAGGCCUUGACUUAUAGGAAAGAUGGCAAAGACACAACUACAGGGGAGUUUCUUAUAAACCUGUGAAACCGUUUCAUGUAGACCUAUAGUUUCUGAAACACAAUAAGAGGAAGUGCCUGAAGACUCUACUAGCUCUUGGGUUUUGUGCUGCUAUAGAUCAGGCUUUUUGCCUCCCUGUAUGAUGCCAAUUAUUUCCAAUCUUUCUAUAUCAGAUAUAGCAAACCAGUCUUGACCAGCCUAGGCUAGAAUCCAAGAAUCCAUGAACAGUGCUCCACAUACGUAUGUACUCAUUUUAGUCUCAUGGUUGUCUCUUUAAAAUGUUUACUGGUAUGCCCUGCAGAAAGAAUGGAGAAAUCAGUCAACUGACCUGAAAAUGUGAGCAUGCAGAAAUAAUGCCUCAGAUACAUUCAUAAGGCAACCACCAGUAAACAUCUCUAGCACAGAGACAGUCUGCUGACUGUGCCACAAGCAUACAGAACGCAGGAGAAUUCAGGAACCAAAAUUGGUUCCUCAGGCAAAUAGAUACUUUCUCGACUUUCUGUGAUUUCACCUGAGGCACAGGUCAAGCAUCCCUUACUCAGAAUUCAAAACUAUACACAUGGAUGGCAGAGAUAGUGACAUAUCUUUGCUUCCUGGUGGUUCAGUGUUAGCAAACUGUGUUUCAUACCCACAAUUAUUUAUUUAAAUACUGUUUAUAAAUUACUUUCAGGCUACGUGGGUAAGGUGAACAGAAAGUCCACAAGUUAUAGACAACCAACUUACAUCCAACUCCUAGUUAAGAACGUGGGUGAGACAACAGGAAGUGACAGAAAUCUACCCCCUUGGAAGGGAAACCCACUCCUGGGAGUUAUCAUGGGGAAAAGGUGCCUUCACUGAAGCAAAAUCCUUGUUUCAACAAUAAGCCAAUUUUUUCAAAAUUCAUUAUCACAGGAACAGAAAGUGAAUUGAAAUCUUUUGAAUAGGGGCAUAGACAGAAAAACAAACACCACAGGGUGUUACCCCUUCCCUGUUCUAUCAAAAGCUUGCAUAUAUAUACAGUUGCAUUUGUAUGUAAGUCAGAACAGGUACAUUUUAAGUGUAACUCCAGCUAUACAUACACAUAUACGCACAUACACAUACAUAUGCACGCACACACAUAUACUGGGAACUGCCUGUAUAAGAAACAAGAUAAAUUUUGUGUUUAGACUUGGAUCUAUCUCCACGAUAAGCCAUUAUGCAAAUACUGGUAUUCCAAAAUAAAAGAAAUGCAAAAUACUUUGGUUCUAAGAAUUAGGGGAUACCCAGUCUGUACAUUCUUCUCCAAAGAGCAAGUGUGGUAUUGAGUAUUGCACGAGGUCUCUUGCAAACUAGGGUUUGAAUCCCCCUUCUUCCAUGGAAAUCAAUUGGGUGAUCAAGGGCGCAUCACACACUCAGAGGAAGGCAAGGGCAAAUUGGUUCUGAACACAUCUGGAUCCAAAAACAACCAGGUCCCCGUGUCUUUUAUUCUGGUUCUCCAAUACAUAUAUUGCCUGUUUUCCCCCCAAUAAUGUCUUGAGGUGCCUUUUAUAGUUUAAUUCCCCUGCAUCUCCAUGGUCUAAGCAGAUUUUAAAAAUAAAAAAAAUAUGAAUAUUAGUAAGAGAAGUGAGACUUCUUGAUUUAUUCCUUUCACUAGUAGUUUAACAAUAAAAGGUGGAAAGAAAUGACCAUGAGCUUCCCUUUUUACACUCUUUGGUUCGUCAUGUAAUUCCAAAUGAUAUAUUCAAAGCACAUUUUGAGAACCAUUUCGCAUGUCUCCAGCUCAACUGUGCGCUCAACAUCUCUGGAUUGCAAAAAGUGCUGUUUAUAUGUUUUGCAAAACUGAACUUAAUGUACCUUUAUCUGCAAAAGACUUCCUUUUUAUUGAAUGAUACACAUUUCUUCCACUACAGGGAGCAGUUAUGUGGCCACACAUUUUUAUGGCAUAGAUUGCUGUCAAAAGAUUUCUGAGGGUUGAACUAAAACAUAUGGACAGAGACUGGAAUUAAUGAGCAACCUGCAAGCCUAUGGAGGCUCAGAUAUUAAGGGUCUCCUCAGACAGAAAGGGGAACACCAAUUCCUAUAUUCAUCAGGCUCCAUGAAAUCUCAGGACUGGGACCUGAAGUCACCUUGGCUGUGUCAGAAAAAUUGUAUUUUUGCCUCUUAUCCUUCAAGCUCCAGCUAACGUACAUAGUUCCAAGACCUUGUAAUUCUGUAAUUUGCAGAUAACUGUGCCCCAAAUUAGAAUAAAAUGCUCCACAUUAGAAUAGCCUUGUCCUCAUAUAUAUACAAUAGAAUCUCUAGGUAAUAAUGUCCCAACGUAAGUAUGUUUUAAUUUACAAUUCCUCAGUCAGCCUAGAGUAAUGUUUUGACAUAAGAAUGCUGUUUUGACCUACAAGCAGUGCAAAAAGAGGCUUUUUUGCCCCCAACUCAGCUCUAACAGCAAGGCAGAGAGAAACAAAACCUGGAUUCCUAGCUCUUCCUACAAGGCAAAAGCUCCAGCUAGCUCCAUGUGAUUGCUUGCCCUGAACAUUCUGGGAGGACUCCAGUCUGGAGAUGCCACUCCAGAGAUUGCAGUCCACCCUGGUGCAGCAGAGCUUCAGCAAUGCAGUACUAUAUGUUUUACUUCAAGAGGAGAAAGAGAGAGAGAGAACAAGAGGGGGAAGGCUGGAAUUAUAGUAUGAAGAAAAUGAUACUGUUUUGCCUUGCUGUACACUGGCCAACACAUUUUGUUGCCUCAGAUGUGCUCCCUUGCCACACACACUGCCUAAUUUCUGAACAUUUUAUACAUUAUUUGUUAUUUAUAAAGUACAUUUUCUUAUUUAAAAAUACAUAACAAAAAAACAGCUUGAUAGAUUUCACUUUCAGAUAAGAAUGUUUUGACUUAAGAAUUUAAUUCAUCCUGUGACUGUGUUCUUAAGUCAAGGUAUCACUGUAUUUGUGGCAACAACUGAACUUCGCAUUUAAAGAGGUGAAGGUUCAUGACUAUCUUCUCUUCUUACCAAAACACAAUCCACAGAACUAGUGAAGAUAUUUCGUUGGGAGUGAGAGGUCAUGAAAUAUGGGAUAAGCUCCCUCUCUGCUGCUCUGGAAACUAGGACUUGGAGGAAUGGGUUCAAAUUAUAGGAAACGGGAUUCCACCUGAACAUUAGGAAGAACCUCUUGACUGUAAGAGCUGUUCAGCAGUGGAACACUCUGCCUCGGAGUCCAGUGGGGAUCUCCUUUCUUGGAAGCUUUUACAACGAGCCUGGAUGGCCAUCUGUUGGGCUGCUUUGAUUGUACUUUUCCUGCAUUGCAGGCUUUUGGACUGCAUGGUUCAAGUGGUAUCUUCCAAUUCUAUGAUUCUAAUAUCUCAUAGUUCCAAUUAUACGUUUAUCAAAUCAUUAAAUCAUCAGGUUCAGCUAGAUCAGUGGUUCUCAACCUGUGACUCCCCAGGUAUUUUGGCCUACAACUCUUUGGGAUUCUUAUUUGUUUAUGACGUAAACAAAUAGGAGCUUCCCGGUGGCGCAAUGGGUUAAACUCUUGUGCCGUGAGGACUGCUGACCAAUCCUGGAAGUGGGGUGAGCUCCCAUCUCUCAGCCCCAGCUUCCCAUGCGGGGACAUGAGAGAAGCCUCCCACAGGAUGGUGAGCAACGUCUUUGCAGAUGGCCAAUUUUCUCAAACCAGAAGCGACUUGCAGUUUCUCAAGUUGUUCCUGACAUGAAAAAAAAUGUAAUAAUUCCAGAAUUUAUGUUUUUCCACUUCUGCUAGUUUAUUUCCAUAGUGUUUUUGAGGUACAUGUGUCAGAAAGACCUUUGGUUUUUUCAAAGAAGAGAACCUGAUCCAGGAUGGUUUACUACAAACUAUCUUCUACCAUUCUUCUCUUUUAAAAUGGCAACACGAAUUCAAACUUUCAGACACAGGGUUCUUGUGAGUUUUCCAGGUUGUAUGGCCAUGUUCAGGAAGCAUUCUCUCCUGACAUUUUGCCUGCAUCGAUGGCAGGCAUCCUCAAAGGUUGUGAAGUCUUCGACAGUCGCACACACUUUCAUAAUUUUUGUAUCCGGUGUGAUUUUCAGAUAGGCAUUAAAUACACUUCUAAAGAUGCAGCAAGCUUUACAUGAAUAAAAACGCAACAAGUGAUAAGAGAAAUAUCAAGCCUUAAUGAUGAAGGGGAAAAAACUCUUACAGAAAUCUUUUGUAAUAAUUCAAAAAUUUAAGAGUUAUCAAAAUGUGGACUAUUCGAUUUCAAUGCCUGAAGCUUUCUAGUUUGUAAAUAUGAGCCAAACUGUACAGCAUUAUAAUACGUAUUAUUGUAUAUAUGCAAAGAGAAUCUGUCUACUGAUGUAAAAAGAACAAUUUAAAGAAUUUAUUAAAUUAUUACCGAAAAUUGAUCAGCCAUUUGAAAAUAAGCUUUUUGCUUUCUUAAGGUCUACUGUAGACAGACUUGAGCCUACAAAGAAUCACUACAACAGUGCCAUUAUUAACAGGAUCACCUUCUCUGAGAAAUGAUUAUAUAUCUGAACAUGCUUUAUGAUUUUUAGGUCUUCUCUUAAUGGGGGAGAUAGUUAUGUCAAAUCAAUGAAAUAAAAAAACUCCUGAACUAUGUA